This is a messenger RNA of Lodderomyces jiufengensis, 3264 nucleotides long. It is a transcript of the gene VID21, whose product is annotated as Vid21p. NCBI's taxonomy places the organism in Eukaryota, Fungi, Ascomycota, Pichiomycetes, Serinales, Debaryomycetaceae. The record is from RefSeq and is a predicted model, not a curated record. The coding region runs from base 1 to 3264 and encodes 1087 amino acids. The transcript has a single exon.
AUGGAACAACCAGCUUGGAAAAAUAGAAUUCAGGAACUUCUGCAUAUUACAAUAGAUCCAUUUUUACAAGAUUUAUCAAAGACAUGUCUAAAUGAUUCAACUAAAUAUGAUUUCCUCAAUGAUCCAGAAGCCAAGAUUGAUCAGUUUUUAAAGGAUUCUAUUAUAAAAUCUAUGGAAACAUCAAUAUUCCUACCUCCAAUACUAAGAAAGAAAAGGAAAUUGAAUGAAAUAGAUCAACAAUCUCAAUCUCAGGAACAACAACCACAGGAACAACAUCUGGUAGAAGUAAUUAAUCAAGUACGGAAUAAAAUAUUGAAACAUGAUCAUAAAACCAAACCAUUUAACUCAAUAUCAUCAUUGAAAACUCAAAAACAAAUAGAUAAAGAAGAACUAGAUAAAUUUUUGAAUCAAGACUUGAAUCAAUUAGAAAUUUUAUCGGUACCUGAACAUUAUCCUAUAAAGCCUCAAAAUGUAAGUUCAUUAACAGAAUUAUAUUAUUUAACUCAAACAUUAGCUUCAAAUAAACUAUUACCAGGAAGUCAUAAGGCUUUAAUGACAGAAAAUUAUGAAUUAGCUUUGCUAGAAGGUAAAGUUGCAGUAUUAUAUUCGAGAAUUGAAGAAUUGAAAAGACAAGGUAAAUGGUCUUCAAGACAGCCUGAAAGAUUUUAUGAUCCUUUUACUAAAUCCAAAAAAUUUACUUGGGAUAAUCUUUUGAAAGAAGCUAAAUGGAUGGCAGAAGAUUUUAAAGAAGCAAACAAAUAUAAGAAAUUUUGUUGCGUUACCAUGGCUCAAGCAAUUCAAGAAUUUUGGAAUUUAGGUAAAGAUGCAACAUGUAUAAAGAGAAAAGAGCCUGUACAAAAACCAAUAGAGACUGAAAAUGAAGAAUCAAUGGAAGGAGUAAUUACAGAUGCAGAAGCUGAAUUAGAAGUACCAUCAACCAACAUUAAUCCACAAAUAAUUACAAACAACGAAGAUAUACAACAAAUAGAGAGCGAAGAAAAAGUCACCACAUCUUCAAUAUUUUCCAAAUUACAAUUAAACUCAUCUACAACAGUAUUAAAAAUCGAUGACUUGAACAAAUUUGCAAAAUCAGUGCUAAAGUCAAUGCCAGACUAUUUACCAUUAAAUGAACAUAGACAUGGUCAUCCGAUAGAACCAACUGAUCCACCAAUUGUAGCAGUCUCAAAAUUAUUAUUACCAUUUGAAAAAGAUCAAGGUUGGUAUAAAGUUGUAUUAAAAACUGCGAAUGAUAAUAUUGAACCUCAUAGAUUACCAGAUUAUCAAAAGGGAGUUUUUGGAGUACAAUCACAUCGUAAAUUUCAAGCAUUAAAACCACCAAAACCACCAUCAAUUAGUAAUAUAGAAUUUAGAUCACCCACAAUUUGGCUGCCUGAAGAUGACAAAAGGUUAAUUCAUUACGUUGCUGAAUUUUGUUUCAAUUGGGAUCUUAUUGCAGAACAUAUUUCGGUAGGCUCAUUUGCUACAAGUUUAAGAAAAUACGAAUCAAAUAUUGAAAGAAGAACUCCUUGGCAAUGCUUUGAAAGAUAUAUUCAAUUAAAUCAAAAAUUUCAAUUUUCAGAUAUGAAAGGUGGUUAUUCAUAUCAUGCACAACAAUGGCUUGAACAAGCUCAUAGAGCUCAACUGACGACAAAAAGAAGAAUAUCUCCUUUAGGAGUUGGUAAUGAAUCCAUUCAAAGAGGUCAUAGAAAAUUAAGAUGGGCUUCAAUGUUUGAUGCAAUGAGAAAAGCUAUGAAAAAAAGAGAAGUAGCAUUAGCUAAAAUCAAUCAUAAAAGAUCAACAACUGAAACCCAAAUUAAUCAACAAAAUGCAAUUGCAAAUGGUGACAAACGUGCAAAUAUAAGUAAAACACCAACACCUGCUGAAUUAUCAAAGUUGAAAUAUGAAAGAGAUAAAGCUAUUCAACUAAACUCAAGAAGCCGGUUAAUGCAACUUCAACAACAGCAACAACAGCAACCACAACCAAAUAAUCCACAAUUGCAACAACAACAACAACAACAGCAACAACAACAACAGCAACAACGUCAACAACAACCGCAAAUACCACAACAACAAGUACCCACACAACAACAAAUUCCAAUGCAACAGCAACAACAACAACAAAGACAACAACAAUUGCAACAACAAAUGCAACAACAACAACAACAAGCGCAACAAUUGCACCAAAGGAACAAUCAAUUAAAUCAACAACUACCAAAACAAAUGCAACAAGAAGUUCAAAGUCGAUUUCAGAAUCAACCACAAAAUAUUCAAAACAAUCAAGAUUUCAAUUUAGCGCCAACUCCGAGACCAGAACAAAUUUUACAAAGAGCUCAAACUGCAGCAAUGAAUGGAAUGUCAUCACAAACUCAAGUUACUAUUAAAGAUAAUCAAUUCCCACAACAAAAUUCAUUAAAGAUUCCAACAACUACAAAAGAUGGUAAACCAUUAACUAAUGAACAAAUUCAUCAAUUAUUACAAAUGGAAAAACAAAGAAGAUUAUUACAACAACAACAAAGUCUUGAAUUCCAACAAAAUAUGUCCCAUCAAAACAGUCCAGUUUAUGCUCAACAAAUCUUGCAUCAACAACCACAACAAUCUCAACAACAACAUCUCCUGCCACAACUGCAACAAUCAUUACUUUCUCCACAACAACAACAACAACAAAAUUUACGACAAUCAAGUCCCCCCAAUAUGCAAUUCACUUCAAAUCAACAACAACAACAGCAGUUAAGAGCUGCAAUGAAUUCACUGUCAAGUAGUGGUAGUCAAAACCAACAAAGAUUUUUCCAACAAUCUCCACAAACUCAACAAGCAAAUUUACAAUUAAAACUUCCCCCACAACAACCGCAACAACAACAACAAAAACCACCACAACAGCAGCAACAACAACAACAACAACAACAACAACAACAACAACAGAGACCCAGAAUUAAUAUCCCACCAGCUCAAAUAUCAGCUAUUAUAAAUUCAAUUCAAAAUCAAAAUCCAGGAUUUUCAAAAGAACAAGUUACAAAAUUAGCAGCUCAAUAUUUAAAUAAUUUACAGCAACAAGCUCAAAAUAGAAUGAAUAAAAAUAUGCAAGCUCAACAACAGCAACAACAAUCAGGACACCAACAAAAUCAAAUACGUCAACCAAUGAGUGCUACUUCUAGUCCUCAAUUGAAUCAAACUAAUAUGUAUAAUAGUAGUAGUAACAAUUCCAAUAACAACAACAAUAAUACGGCGAACAUGAAUAAUAAUAAUAAUAAUACAAGCAGUAAAUAG